Messenger RNA from Rotaria socialis, 693 nucleotides. NCBI's taxonomy places the organism in Eukaryota, Metazoa, Rotifera, Eurotatoria, Philodinida, Philodinidae. The record is from the annotation of a GenBank genome assembly.
AUGACUAAUUACAUAAGCCAAACGGUUGAUGUUCUCGAUUGUUACGAAGGGCGUGAUGCUGCCAUUACAUUUACGCUUUAUUUUUGUUGCUUAUUGAGUGGUUUUUACCCACGAAAAUCAAAUUUACAUCGAUCUCUACAGCGUGUUUUUAAACGGCUUGAAGAUUGUCGUGUUGUCUUACGUCUGUACGAUGACUUGACUAUUCUUCGAGAUUUGUUCACUUACGAAUUGAGACCUGGAGAACGAAAUUGGAUUGUUCGUUUUUUGAAAUGUCUCCAUUAUAUUGCAUGGCUUGGUUACUAUCCGUCAGAACAUAUUGCUUGGCUUGGAGAAAUGAAAAUGUUAGAUGUCGAUGCUAAAUUAUGGGAUUUUUAUACAAAUUUCUUCUGGGCCACAGCUUUACUUACUUCAGCUCUCUGGAAUGCUUAUGUUGUUUUAGAAUAUAUGGUACAACAAAGUUAUGUUCCAGAGAAAAAGGAAGCAGAGAAAAAAUCAUUUAUCCCAUGGACUGCCGCGCGUAAUGCAGUGUUAGCAACUGUUCGCGAUGGUACUGAAUUUAUGGUUGCUGUUAAUUAUUUACCACGUGGUUAUUUAUGGGCAUCAACAUUGACCUUCAUUCAAAUGGGCGCGUUUGGCACAUGUUCAGCUUUCUUACGUCUUCUUGCACUCUUCAAAUUUCAUCAUGAUCAUUGA